AAAAAAAUCAUUCAUCUUCACACCGUAGCGCAGGAUCGUUCUGUACAUGUUGUAAACAGAAUCGCUUCUCUGUUCUCAGUAAGUGAUGCAUUCUGAUCUAUCGCCUCAUCUGCACACUCCAGAGUGUAAUCGUCUGAUUGACCUGCUCAAAAGGUGUCACGAAGAGAAAAAGUACGCUAAAUUCCUAGGAGUGUGCAACGAUUUCGAUCAGCAGGUGGUCGUUUGCCUGCGAAACGAGCGGAAGGAGAACAGCCGGAAAAAUCGGGAGCAAUCGCUAGAAAAACAUCGCCGCGUUCAGGAACGGAUGAAGCAGAUUGAAAACGAAGAGAAAGCCCGGCAUUCUAUGUAA
Molecule: messenger RNA, 349 nt
Organism: Ochlerotatus camptorhynchus
Lineage: Eukaryota; Metazoa; Arthropoda; Insecta; Diptera; Culicidae
Product: COX assembly mitochondrial protein 2 homolog
Exons: 3
Coding region: 86-349 (87 amino acids)
Cellular component (GO): mitochondrion
Source: RefSeq, a predicted model, not a curated record